AUGGCGCCAAGUCUAAGAAAGCUCAACAGAAGCUCGCAUUGUGCCAUUAACCUGUUCUUGGGGAGUGUGACCAACCGUCUUUUUUUCAUUUUGUGGUGCACUUUGCACAUGGAAAGUCUCAGCCACCCCGAGAGCAAAAAUAGCCUUCACAUGUUUGAUUGGAAUGUUCUGGAAAGGGAAGUUGGAUUCAUCUCUCCAUCUUGUCCGGAUUUAGCGCAGAUCAGCUGCUCUCAAGGGAAAUCCUCUUCUACCUCUGUGGAGGACGCUCUCUGUCGGUGUGAUGAAGAAUGCUUCCAAUUUGGAGAUUGCUGCUUUGAUUACGCCCGACAGCUUCGUCGAACUAGCUUUGAGAGCCAGAUGAGAUGCUUAUCUUGGAAUGGCCAGCACAACAUAUUUAUUUUUGAUGAUUGCCCAGCUGGUUUUCCGGAUGAGGCCUUGAGACAACAAUGUCAGAAGAACCAGUCCGACUCCUCAUUCACAUAUCUCAUGGAUUUGGCCGUAAUCAAUACCGCUAAUCAGAGAGCCUACGCUAACGUGUUCUGUGCCAUUUGCCACGGUGAUUCCGCCAAUUUAGAGCCUUUCAAUGGCUUGAUCUAUUGCGAUAAGCAAAAUAUCAUCGACGAAUGCGGAAUCUCUGUCCAAGAUCAAAUUCUGACUCAUUCCAAUUACAAUCCUGGCACUCGAAGUUGGACCCUCCAAUUUGGCAGUAAUCUGGGGGCCAUUCCCAAUUGCACCAACGGCAUCUUGUACUCAAUCACUUGCAAAUUGUUCAUUGAAAGAAAGUCUCUGGGGGACAAGAACGAAUUCGAAACGAGUCGGACUUGUCCACAUGCCGACACUAUUGGAACGUGUGAUGUCAAAAAAGCGUUGGCGAAAAAGUCCGUCUUGCCAGUGGACGUGGAACGAUUCCAGCACUUAUGCAAAUUGUACACUCUGUUGGUGGUGUUCGAUGACAAAAUCUAUAAAAACCCACAUUGUGCAGUUUGCAAUGGCAUACCUCUGAAUCGGACACGGUGCAUAUCAAAGACGGACCUCCCGAUUAGUUCCGUUCAAACCUCACCGUCUGACCAACAUCUAAAAAGUCCGUCCGUCCGUCCGAUUUACUUCGCCUUCUCCAAGGACUACAAUGAAUCCUGUGUGGAUUCACUCAAUCAUUGCGGCAACGCAAGCGACCAGGUCCAUGACUUUAUUCAUAACAAGGCCUUCAAUAUCCGAUGUGGGUUCCUAUAUCAGAACAAGCACGGAGAAUGCGUGAUUCGAAAUGUUUCACGAUCCCUACCCACGGAAGGAAAGGACAGGAAAUGUUACUUGAAGACCCUCGAACAAUGGGAAUUACAGGGAGUAGUAGCAGCAGCAAGAAAAGCAGCAGGAAAAUCUCAUGCAUUUCCUGUCGAAAUUGGAUUGUUGGAUGUCAUGCCUGCUCCGUUUCCAUCACUCUCUUCUUCUCUUCUGCUUCCCUCUUUUAGUCGGUUCCAGUACGUGCAAACUGAGUUUGCCAAUGGGUCCAUCUUGCACAAGCAAACUAAGGUGGUCCACAAAAUUGACGAGUACAACAUCUUCCAUGUCGGAACCGAUCUCACCCAUCGCCGUUACCAAGUCUGCUUUGAGGAUCCCCCGUUGUUCGAGUAUGACCCUACUCAGGCCCAAGUUUUCACCAUCACCUCGUGGGUGUCUUUGGUGGCCUUAGCCUAUCACAUCACCGUUUUCACAAGCUUGAAACGACUGAGGAACCAACCGGCACAGAAUCUUCUGGCUUUGGCAUGCUCGCUUUUCAUAACCCAACUCUUGCUUGUGGUGGCGUUGGAUUACCACCGAUCCCAUUCAAUAUGCAUGUUCAUCUCCAGCUGCCUCCACUUCUUUUCUCUCGUGGCUGUUUUCUGGCUGAAUGUCCUGAGUUUUGACAUUUGUCGAGUUUUUGCCCAAAAUUGGAACGCCCGGACGAUCUUCGAGGUGCCCAAUCCCAGGGCCCGAAAGUUGGCGGACAAGAAGCGCUUGAAGUAUUAUUCGAUCUAUGCAUGGGGAAUCCCGGUGAUCAUCGUCACGUGUGGACAUUGUCUUGACAUGCUGGAUGAUUGGCUUCGAUUCUAUCGGCCCAAAUAUGCCACUCAUAUGUGUUGGAUCAAUAAUGCCAAUGGUUUUGCGCUUUUCUUUGCCUUGCCUGCGUGUUCCUUGUUCCUCGAGAAUUUGGUGAUAUUUCUCAUCACUCUGAUUCUCGCUCUCACCCGAAGACGGGAUUUGGAGGCAAAUAACACCCAGAUCAUUGUCCAGCCCAUUCAACCUUCAGUGGCCUUGAAGAAGAAGAAAUCGAAAAAGGGACUCAAAGAAGACAAAAAAGCUCCAGCGACGACCACCAAGGACAGAUUGAGACGAACGGGCGCCACAGGAAUUCAGGCACUCCAUGUCACGGGUGUCAAAUUCAAAAUUACCCAACAUCUCAGAGCUUACGAAAUGAGGAAGAUUCGAUGGCGAUUUGGCUCCUACGUCGUUUUGGCCGUGGUUAUGACGACGGCCUGGACUUUGCUCUGUGCUCUCAUUUAUUGGCGGAAACCCAUUCUUAUCUAUCCGUUCGCUGUUCUCAAUGGCUUGCAGGGGGUAAUCAUUUUCUUCUUGUUUGAUCUAAAGCCAAAAAUCUACUUUUUCGCCUUCGAGAAGAUUGUUGGACGACCACAUCCGAAUUAUAAGAAAAGUAGGCUGCGAAAAUUGAAGCUGGACAAAUCAGAUUUGCAAUCGGCAAACAUUUCUCGGGCUGAUGCGGAUUCCAUCAAAGUCUUGCAAUCCGUCGAUGAUGCAGAGAACCAGAAAAUUGGGCGGGAUGCCAUGGCUUCGAAAAGUUCUGAACAAGUUGCUACCAAUGAGACUCCCGCCUCAAUGUCAAUUAGGAAGGCCAAGAAGAAACAAUGGCAAGGUCGAAACUGUGCCGCCCUUACGACUGGCUCCCUAAAACAGAAAUCCCACAGUUCGACGGAAGACAAUGAAGUUAACAAUCACGACGAGGGCGAUGCUCUUUCGAACUCAGAGAAGUUUCAAGACAGAAACUUAUCGCUCUCCAUUGAAAACGUCUCAAGUUCCAAGUCGAGAAAGACAAUCUCAAGAAGAAAACGCUCGAAAUCGGCCCCACCCAAAAAGGGCCCUCACCAGACUGCCAACGCGAUGUCAAGGGCCGCUACAACUACACCAACUAAUACUCCUGUCACUGGACGAAGUCCAAAGGAUGCCAAUCGGGGUGGACAUGCUUUGAGCUUGUUCAAAAGAAAACCAAAGGCCGACUCCUACUUGGUCCCAACGCCUGAGUUACAAAAGGUUAAGUCAGAAAAGUCUGGCUAUAAAAAGUCGAAAACGGAUUUGGCAAAGUAUGACGCUUGGCAGCAGCUUAAAAUCUUCCAACGAUCUUUGAGUUUGGAGCCAAAUCAAGAACAGUCAGACUCUGAGCCAAUCUUUCAGCCUUUGUGUCAAGGUAAUGAUGAUCAUAAAUCUGCAAAUGAGCACCUUCAGACGCAAGCAGAUAAAAGAAGUGACAAAGAUGAGUCCAAACAGAGGUUGGAAGGAGCCCCACGGCCUCCACGGUCUCAAAAGUCGGUGGCCAAACUGCAACGGCAAUUUUCGUUCGAUAAGGGAUCCUCGAUCAGUUUAGGAUCGUCAUUCCAGGACGACAACGACGACGACAACGACAACAACCACGUCUCAUUGGCCUCUUCUUCUUCUCCGACGACUCAACAGCUCCCAAAGGAUCACACAAGAUGGAGGGAUUUGGUGGUUGCCACCAACAUGCAAGCCAAAUUUCUUGAUAGUGGCACACAAACCAAACUUAGAAAAGCUCAAAAGCGGUCUCGCACAAAUGCCAAAGUUGAUUCUUUCACAUCUUCUCGACGCCACAAAAGCUGUUCAGCCAUGGUUGACUUGGAAGAGGGCACCACCCAUGACGCCAGUUGCCAGAAGUGGACAAGAGAUAGAGUAGAUGAAACCGAGUCCCUUCCAAUCGCCACUGAAUCCUGCACAAAAAGUCCGCCACAAGUCCAAAGGGAAAAACGACCAAAAUCGCAUUCGGCCAUUUUCAAGAUGUCAACAACGUCCUCCGGGUUCAACUCAGCGGGGAACUCAGUGGAUGGAAAAAUGAUGACGACACGGGGACGAACGAGAAAGACAUGGGUCCCAUCUACCACAAACACGCUUUACGACAGACAAGAACUUGGAAGGCCCACAUUCACUCAUUCUUUAUCCUUUGAUGCCUCUACGGACUCAAUUUACCCAGAUUCCUUGAAUUGGAACAAUGAUUCAGCUGAUUUACUCGGAGAUUCACGAGCAAACUUGGUUCAGUCUGACACUGACAUCUCCGACACGGAAGUUCGAGCUCAAAAUAUCAAGUCUGGAAAACCCUCGAAUGGCCUGUCAGGGUUUGAAAACAAGGAAAUUUUAUGUGGAGGGCGCGUAAUUCAAAAAAUGGGACCAGCCCCAUCGAAAUUUCCUUACAUUUGGAAACCACCACCCUAUUUUUUGCCGGAAUCGAAAAAUGGCCGCACUAAUUUGAGAGGACUCGAAAAAAGAGUGAUGGGAGUUCAAAUUGGUGAAAAAGGCCGAAGUAAUCAUGAAACAAAACCUCUACGUGGUGGCCCAUCCACCCUGACAGAGACAGAAGAGGGUCCGAAUGGACCCUCUCUCACCAAUUCUAAGAAUUGCCUCCUUGGCGUGGUUCCUCGUCCAUCCAUGGAACAUCAAGUUCAGAGAAGAGAAGACGAGAAGGCAUUCCCAUUCUCCCCGGAAGCCAUAAAGCAUGAUUACAGCUCGAAUUUGAAGCCGGAAGGCGGUUUUACUCGUGCUCCUCUUGAGGAGCCCACCCUUGGUAGUGAUUUGUCAGUGCCGAGAACUGUGCCUAAGGGUCAUGCGGAUCAUUUUAACGGCGAGGCGACCGUUUUCCUUUGCCCUCCAGCGUACCAGACACUUCCACCGAAAAAACACCCUCAGCCACCGCCUUAUCGCCCACCGCCAGCCUACCAGCCCACAACAAAGGCCAACCCUAUCGUUCUCAAUCAAGGGACAAGGUCUGUCAAUCCGGCCUUUUCUCUUUGCUCUCACGAGUACGUCGAUUGCCCCUCUCUAGAUAAGGAGCAGUCACAAGAGGACAAUGGGCAUGAAAACUCGAUCUUGUAUGUGACAGGUCACCCUGAACAAGGUCAGGAAUCUGUUGUGUAAUGAACCGGUCUCAGAAGUCGGUUCCAUUCUAACAAAUGAUGUUGGACUAACUUGUAUAAUGUACGAUAUAAGCUUCUUCUUGAAUGGGAAUGACGGGAAAAAUGCCCCAUGUACCGCUCGCAUUCAAUUUAUUAUUCAAUCAUCCAGUAAAUAUACAAUAUUCAAAUGA
This is a messenger RNA of Tigriopus californicus, 5356 nucleotides long. RefSeq lists its product as uncharacterized. Gene Ontology annotation, cellular component: membrane. Gene Ontology annotation, biological process: G protein-coupled receptor signaling pathway; cell surface receptor signaling pathway. The transcript is spliced from 7 exons. The record is from RefSeq and is a predicted model, not a curated record. The coding region runs from base 1 to 5187 and encodes 1728 amino acids. NCBI's taxonomy places the organism in Eukaryota, Metazoa, Arthropoda, Copepoda, Harpacticoida, Harpacticidae. Gene Ontology annotation, molecular function: G protein-coupled receptor activity.